This is a messenger RNA of Toxotes jaculatrix (banded archerfish), 8065 nucleotides long. RefSeq names its product stabilin 2 (gene stab2). Gene Ontology annotation, biological process: cell adhesion. Lineage: Eukaryota; Metazoa; Chordata; Actinopteri; Toxotidae. The transcript has 69 exons. The record is from RefSeq and is a predicted model, not a curated record. Gene Ontology annotation, molecular function: hyaluronic acid binding; calcium ion binding. Bases 52 to 7707 code for a protein of 2551 amino acids.
AGACCACAGACCAGGAGGGACCACAGACCAGGAGAGACUGGGGCAGGAGACAUGGAGGUCUGUCAGAGGCUAAAGCUGCUGGUUGUUUCUCUGAUGAUGAUGAUGAUGAUGAUGGACAAAAUGAAGACUUCAGCUGCAUUGCAGAAGAACUGCUCAGACUCGACGGUGCUGAAGACUCGGUCGGCCUGUCACUCCUGUAGCAUCAGCGCACUGAUCUCCUGUCCUUCAGGAUACAAACAGACCCCCCUGUCCACCGCUCAGGACUGCAAGUACUCCAUCAGAACCGCCAGUAUGACGCUAGCCAUCAGCGGCUGCUCCUUCGAGUGUUACCGAGAGGUGGAGGUGAAGACCUGCUGUCCAGGUUACUGGGGUCCGGACUGUAACGAGUGUCCCGAUCGUCCCGAGAGACCCUGCAACAACAGAGGAGUCUGCUCUGAUGGACUGGGAGGGAACGGGACCUGCAGCUGUCAGACGGGUUUUGCAGGAACUGCAUGUGAGGAUUGUGCACCUGGUCGAUAUGGUCCCACCUGCAGCUCAGUGUGUUCCUGUGUGCACGGUCUGUGUAACUCUGGAUUGGAAGGUGAUGGUCGCUGCACCUGUUUCUCUGGGUACAAAGGUCCAAACUGUGACCAAGAGCUGGCUGAGUGUGCGGCUCUCAGGUGUCAGCAGGACUCUCGCUGUAUGGAGGACGCUCUGACAGGUCGGCUGAUGUGUCAGUGUUUGCCUGGAUUCCACAAAUCAGGAGAUCAGUGUUUAUCUGUAAACCCGUGUCUCCAGCGAGUAUGUCAUGUCCAUGCUUCCUGUGUCCACACUGGUCCAAACCAGCACCUGUGUGCCUGUAAUGAGGGUUACAGAGGGGACGGGCGAGUCUGCAUGACCGUCGAUCCGUGUCAGACCAAACAGGGAGGCUGCUCCGCCGAGUCCGCCCGAUGUGUCUACGACGGACCAGGAAAGUCUCACUGUGAGUGUCUUCCUGGUUUUGAAAACCUGUUUAACGGCAGCUGCAGCCUGAAGGACUCCUGCAGACCUGAUUCCUGCCACAGGAACGCUAACUGUACCACCGUGGGCCCAGGGAGAGUGGAGUGUACCUGUUUCCAGGGUUACCUUGGUAACGGUAGAGUUUGUUAUGGGAACAUCAUGCAGCGCCUGAACGAUCUGAACACAGAACCUGGAGGACAGUGGAGCGGUCAGCUGAGCAACGCCAUCUCUCUGUUCGGGUCUCUGUCGUGGUCUCUGCAGAACCUGGGUCCUUUCACUGUUUUUGUCCCGAUCAAUAAAGGCUUCAGAGGAACUUCGGUGAAGACUCUGACAGCGGACCCGUCCAAAGCUAAAUACCUGUGUAAGAUGCACCUGGUUGCUGGGGUGAUGCCGUUUGACACUCUGAAGAAAACCGAUGUGUUUUACACCCUGACAGGAAAAUCAGCUGAGACAGACACAUCAGAGGGGGACGCUCAGACUAAAAUCCGUAUCCAUGGCAGCAGAAAGAAAGGAGUCAUCAUCCAGUCCGAUGUCGUCGCGUCCAACGGGAUGAUCCAUAUUAUCAAUAAGCUAAUGGACAGCGUCUCACCCACUGUGGACAGUGAUACUGAGGAGAACCUGAUGAAGAUCAUUUCUGACUAUGGAAAAUUUGACAAGUUCAAGUCUUUAUUAGAGGAAACCGGCCUGGCGUCUGUCCUGGACCUUCCUGGGCCGAUCACCGUCUUUGCUCCCAGCAGUUCAGCUUUCGAUGCGAUGACUGAAGGAUACCUGCCCUUCCUGAGCAGUGCUGAGGGUCACAACAAGCUGGUGGAGCUCAUCAGGAACCACAUUGCCCCAGGAACCACGCUGGAAGUCUACAACGCCGCGUCCAGUCCCAGAAUUGUGACGAUGGCCAAUCAGGUCCUGACGAUCAACGUGACAGAAAACGGUCAGAUUCUGGUUAACGGAGCCGCCGUGUUGGAGGCGGCUGUGGAAGCUAAAAACGGACGUCUGUAUGUGCUGGACGCCGUUUUGACUCCGGCCUCCAUCGAACCUGUGCUGCCACACAGGUGUGACGUCACCGAGACCAAGAUCAUAAAGGGUGAAUGUGUCAGCUGCUCCAAAGUCAAACUGUCCCAGUGCUCGUCUGGAGUUUACACGGGCUCCUCCACGUUUGGAUGUGUUUACACUUUUUCCAUUGGCAGUCCAGCUGUCAGUAUCCCGGCAACCGGUUGCUCACCUCUGUGCAACGCAACUGUCACGACUCCAGCAUGUUGUGAAGGGUUCUAUGGUCCAGACUGCACCCCCUGUCCAGGAGGACACCAGACUCCCUGCUCUGGACACGGUCAGUGUGUGGAGGGGAUUGGAGGAAAUGGAUCGUGUGUCUGUGAUCCAAACUUCAGAGGCUCGCGCUGUCAGUACUGCUCCUCCUCCAACAAAUAUGGACCAAACUGUGACAAAACCUGUCCCUGUAUCCACGGACGGUGCGAUAACCGCCUGGACUCUGACGGUCAGUGUAAGCCGGACUCGUGUCUGAACGGUUUCACCGGUCGGUUCUGCGACCGACGGACAGCGGCCUGCGGCGUCCAGGCUCAGUUCUGCCACGCCCACGCCGACUGCGACUUCAGUCGGGGGACGCCAAGGUGUGUGUGUAAACCUGGUUAUCAAGGUGAUGGCAUCACCUGUGUGGAGUCUGACCCCUGUGCUCCACCCCUCCGAGGCGGCUGCAGUGUGAACGCGAAAUGUGUAAAGACAGGACCAGGGACUCACUCCUGCCAGUGUCUGAGAGGAUGGAGGAAGGACGGAGACGACUGUCAGCCAAUCAACAACUGUGAGGGCCCUGACAGAGGGGACUGUCAUCCCAAUGCCACCUGCAUCUACGUUGGACCUGGACAGAGCGACUGCAGCUGUAAAGCCGGUUACAAAGGAAGCGGGCACGACUGCGAGCCUGUUAACCAGUGUGUCACUGUGAAUGGAGGCUGUCAUUACUUGGCCAGCUGUCAGCUGCUGUCCUCUCAGUGGACAUGCGUCUGUGAUGAAGGAUACGUUGGAAAUGGACGAAUAUGCUUCGGCACGGUGGAACAGGAGCUGAUGGUUCUGCCCGAUACCUCGCCGUUCUUCACGUGGACAACUGACUCCGGUUUGUCUCUGUCUGAUCAGAACCUCACCCUCCUGGUUCCGUCUUCGGCUGCUGUCGCAAAAAUGUCUUCAGAGGACAAAAACUUCUGGACCACGAAGGGAAACCUGCCGAGUCUCAUUAGAAAUCACAUGAUCCCAGGUAACUAUCCGUUAUCCAGCCUGAGCACCGUUUCCUCCGUGACUUCACUUCUCAAAACAGCACUUCCUGUUUCAACAACCAAUGAGCUCACAGCUGUUGGUGGAGCCAUCGUCACCACAUCGAAUAUCGCAGCAACCAACGGACUGAUCCACAUCAUCGAUAAGGUUUUGGUUCCUGACAGGAAGCUGAGCGAAGGGCUGCUGGCGACGCUCGCUCUCAGACCCGAGUUCUCGCUCUUCAGAUCGUAUCUCAUCGAUUAUAACCUGACAGACGAGAUCGAACAGGCCGACGAAUUUACCAUCUUCGCUCCGACAGAUACUGCCAUCAACGAUUACCUGAAGAAAAUGGCUGCCGUUGCCCUGGAUGUGAACACGACUCGUUACCAUGUGGUGGCAGCAGAGCGUCUGUUAAAGACCGACCUGCAGCCCGGAGGAUACAAACAGACUCUGCUUGGAUUCUCCUUCCAGCUUGGCAUCUUCCCCCGAGAAGGAAAGCUGUUUGUGAACGAUGCUCAGAUCAACUCCUCCAACAUCCUGAGCGGUAAAGGAGUGAUCCACGGUCUGUCAGCAGUUCUGCAGAUCAACAGGAACCGCUGUGAUGAAACAACCUACCAGAAAGUGAUGGGAACGUGCGUCGACUGUUUGUUCCCUCAAAGCAGAAUCUGCCCCAACGACACCGUUCCAGACAAAUCCGCGAGGUCUCGGAAAUGUAUGUUCGCGCGGAUGUUUGAGGCGGAGCGGCUGCUGACCAUCGGCUGCAAAGCCACCUGCCUCCAGACAAACGUUGUGAAGAAGUGCUGCGCAGGCUUUUUCGGGGAGCGCUGCGAGCCGUGUCCCGGUCCGAAGGGUCAGCCCUGCUUCGGUAACGGAGUGUGCUCUGACGGGACAAACGGGACCGGGGUCUGUCAGUGUAACGCAAACUUCAACGGGACAGCCUGUGAGACCUGCCAUGGCGGGAAAUACGGAGUCCACUGCGAUCAGGGUUGUGGAUGUAAAAAUGGCCGCUGUAACGAAGGGCUGCGAGGCGACGGGACGUGCGAGUGCGACGUCGGCUGGAGAGGAGUCCUCUGUGACGAAAAGAUCGAAUCCAAAGCUGACGAACGGUGCGGCUCGGUGAAAUGUCACACCAGCGCCAAUUGCGUGAUGACAUCGUCCGGCUCUCAGUGUCUCUGUGCGGCGGGAUUCGAAGGAAACGGAACCUUCUGUCAAGCCAAAGACCCGUGUGUGGUGGAUAACGGCGGCUGCAGCCCGCACGCCGUCUGUAAGAGGACUCGACCCGGACUCAGGGACUGUGUGUGUGACAGCGGUUACUCUGGAGACGGACUCGUGUGUGUCGAGAUAAAUCCCUGUCUGGAGGGAAACGGAGGCUGCCACGCCACAGCCGAGUGUGUUCAUGUCGGACCAAACAAAACUUCCUGCGUCUGCGGCGAAGGUUUCUCAGGUGAUGGACAGAACUGUAAGAUGAUCAACUUGUGUUUAAAGAAAAACGGAGGCUGUCAUAGGUACGCCAGGUGUAACAUGACCGGUCCAGGUGUUCGCACCUGCACAUGCAUCCCUAACUUCAUUGGAGAUGGAGUCACCUGCACAGGCACCGUGGGGAGGGAAAUCCUGACGCGGAGGCUGAGAGACUUUCACCUCAGUCUGAUGAUUUUGGGGAUUUCUCUGGAAGGUCGUGGUCCGUUCACCGUCUUCGUUCCGAGCAGCAGCGCCUUCGCCGUGGACACAAACGGUGGCGGCAAGAUGAGAUCGCUGGUGUCGGAGAAACACAGAGAACAAUUCGCCGCCACCCUGCGCAGUCACAUCGUCAUGUGUCACACUCUGCUUCCUGUCGACCUGAGUCGACCCCGAAACCUGACGUCUCUGUCCGGACUUGUCCUGUCCACCAGGUCCAUCCAGGGCAGCAUCUUCAUCAACGAGGCAAACGUGACGUACAGCAACGGCGUUGGCAUCAACGGCAUUUUCCAUGAGAUCAGCAAGAUUCUGUUUCCUCCUGAUGUGGACAGAGACAAGGAUCCAGAUGUCCCCCUGAACCUGACGGACGUGUCUGAGCAUCAUGGUUAUAAAACCUUCUACAAACUUCUCAAGGACACAGGUGUGAUGGACCUGGUGAAUGAUGGGAUGAACCAGCCGGUGACCGUCUUCCUGCCCACAGACGGCGUCAUGGCAUCUCUGCCACAGGAGCAGAAGGACUUCCUGUUCCACCCACAUAACAGACCUCACCUGGUGGAGUACCUGAAGUACCACAUCCUGCCGGCCCAGAAGAUUUACGCUGAAGGUCUGAUCCAUCAGGACUCAGCUCGGACUCUGCAGGGCUCGCCGCUCUCCUUCACCUGUGGAGGGAUGGACGACAUCGGAGAAAUCUUUGUGAAUGAUGGGAAGUGUCGGAUCGUUCAGAGACACCUCGUCUUUAACGGCGGGAUCGCCUACGGGAUCGACUGCCUGCUGACUCCUCCCAGCCUCGGAGGACGCUGUGAUGAACAGACGACCUUUGACCUCCAGAUGAAUUGUGGACCGUGCACCUCCUCAGCUACUCGCUGUCCUACAGGGUCCAAACUAAAGGAGGUCGAGAAGUGCGACCUUCCCACUGUGUUCGUCACGAAAAACUCCGGGUGUCGCAGCAUCUGCACCGUCAACUUCUGGCGAGCUACGUGUUGUCAUGGUUACUACGGACGAGACUGUCUGGUGUGUCCAGGUGGAGUCGGCUCUCCCUGCAGUAACCAUGGUAAAUGUGACGAUGGUAACCUUGGCAACGGCACCUGCACCUGUGACGCAGGUUUCGGGGGCGUGGCCUGUGAGCAGUGCAGCGAUGGAUUCUACGGACCCACCUGUAAAGCCUGUAACUGUUCAGAACACGGGUCAUGUGACGACGGGCGUAAAGGCACAGGUUCAUGUUUCUGUGAGGGUGGAUGGGCCGGAGAGCGAUGUGAGACCGAGCAAUCUGAAGCCUUUCACUGUUCUCCGUCCUGUUCUCCAAAAGCCGUCUGUAAGGAAAACAACACCUGCGUCUGUCGACCAUUUUAUGAAGGAGACGGAUUCACCUGUACAGCUGUGGACAUGUGUCAGAUCUGGAACGGUGGUUGUGCCAAAGGAGCCAAAUGUUCUCAGAAGGGAGAAAAGGUGAGCUGCACCUGUCCUAAAGGUCACUCUGGAGACGGGUUCACCUGUCAGCCCAUUGACCCCUGUGUCUCCGGAGACAACGGAGGCUGCCACGAACACGCCAGCUGCACCAUGAUGGCUCCGGGGAAGAAGAAGUGCACGUGUAAAGACAACUACAUUGGAGAUGGAGUGACCUGUGAGGUCAAACAGCUGCCAAUCAGUCGCUGUCUCCAAGACAACGGACAGUGUCAUCAAGACGCCACAUGUACAGACCUACACUUUGAAGACGCAACACUCGGUGUGUUUCACUACCGUUCAGUUAAAGGUCAGUACAAACUGAACUACACUGCAGCUCAACAGGCCUGCACUGCAGAGGGAGGCAGCCUGGCUACGUACACUCAGCUGUCCUACGCUCAGCAGGGUGGACUGAACAUGUGUGCUGCCGGCUGGUUGGACCGGGCCCGGGUGGCCUACCCCACCACCUACUCCAACCCCAACUGUGGCUUUGGACACGUGGGCAUCGUGGACUAUGGGAUCCGCAAAAACCUGAGCGAGACCUGGGACACCUUCUGCUUCAGGAUAAAGGAGGUGAAGUGUGAGUGUAACAUCGGUUACCUUGGAGACGGCUUCAGGUGUACAGGAAACCUGCUGCAGGUGCUCAGAUCCACGCCGACCUUCUCCAGCUUCCUCACACAAAUCCUGAACUACUCUCAGACGUCUGAAUCAGGGAGACAGUUCGUGAAGCGUCUCGGCAACCUGACAGUCCAGUCCACUCUGUUUGUCCCUGACAACGACGGCCUUCCUGACAACCAGACUCUGUCUCAGCGGGACAUUGAGUUCCACCUGUCGGAGGGUCAGGCCCUGUCUCUCAGCCAGCUCAAGAACGGCAGUAGGAUCAGGACCAGGGUUGGAAGUCUGACCGUCCUGGGAGUGGCAGACCUGCUGGACCCGUCGGCUCUGUCAUCCCGUUACAUCAACAACCGCUUCGUCAUCAGCUCGGACAUCCUGGCCUCAAACGGGAUCAUACAUGUUCUUCAGGGACCCCUGAAAGCCCCGCCUCCACGCCACGAGAUGCACGUGGCUCACAGGGCAGGGAUGGGCGUCGGAGUGCUGCUGCUGAUUGGUCUGAUGGCAGGAGCCAUUUUUGUUGGAUACCACUUCUACACCCACAACACCAAACCUUUCCACUUCCACUACUUUAAGGAGGAGGAGGAGGAGGAGGAGGAAGCUCCACCCGCAGACGCCAGUCGCAGCAUCUGUAACCCGGUUUAUGAAGCGGCUCCAGAACCUGCGGAGUCCAACGCGUGUGACGUGACGGCGGAGGACAAACACGAGGUGGUGAAUGGAGGAUCGUACGAGCUGCUGCAGGACAGCUGAGAGACGGGGACACUGGAACGGUUUUACACCCGUCCUCUGAUCCGCUUCCAGCAGUGUUUCACCAUGGACUUACACACUGACGUUUCUUUUGUCUGCUGAUUAAACGCUGGGUCCAGCUUCAGGGUUCAGCGCAGGCAGUUGAUGGAGGAUUUGCUGAAACGCCAAUGAUGCGUUCAGGUGCUCUGAGUCAACUUCAGAAAGUCUGACAUCUCCAGAAAUAGAUCGUAACAGUCAUGUCUGCCCAGGCCUGUUGCCUCUGGUUCAGAAAGCUUUGUUUACCGUGUUAGAAAAUCUGUAAACCACUGAGUAAAGAAUAAUGUGUAACCGUGGGACGAUCAAUGUUGAUUUAAAAAAAAAA